GAUUACGAUGAUGAUGAUGUUGAAUAUGAUGAUGUUUUGAAGAACGAUUUGUAUGAUGUUGACGAUGAUGACGAUGAUGAUGAUGCUGAUGAUGAUGAUGUUGUUGAUGAUGACGAUGAUGAUAAUGAUUGUGAUGAUGAUGAAGAUGACGAAUAUGAUGAUAAUCAUCAUGAUAAUGAUGACGAUGAUGAUGGUGAAGAAUUUGAUGAUGAUGAUGACGAUCACGAUGACGAUGAUGGAUAUGAUGAUGUUCCUAAUUACGAUUUUUAUGAUGUUGAUGAUGAUGACGAUGGUGAUGAUGAUGAUGAUGAUGAUGAUGAUGAUAAUGAUGAUUGGGAUGAUGAUGAUGAUGAUUCGGAUGUUGAGGAUGAUGAUGAUGAUGAAGUUGAAUAA
Echinostoma caproni is the source of this 393-nucleotide messenger RNA. The record is from the annotation of a GenBank genome assembly. NCBI's taxonomy places the organism in Eukaryota, Metazoa, Platyhelminthes, Trematoda, Plagiorchiida, Echinostomatidae.